Messenger RNA from Gekko japonicus, 1813 nucleotides. Its product is annotated as zinc finger protein 420-like. The coding region runs from base 110 to 1546 and encodes 478 amino acids. The transcript has 2 exons. NCBI's taxonomy places the organism in Eukaryota, Metazoa, Chordata, Lepidosauria, Squamata, Gekkonidae. Gene Ontology annotation, molecular function: DNA-binding transcription factor activity, RNA polymerase II-specific; RNA polymerase II transcription regulatory region sequence-specific DNA binding. Gene Ontology annotation, cellular component: nucleus. Gene Ontology annotation, biological process: regulation of transcription by RNA polymerase II. The record is from RefSeq and is a predicted model, not a curated record.
AAAUGUCAGGAAUCAAGGUGGACCUAAGAGGCAGAAAGGAAGCCACGUGGUCAAGAAGAGUGGUAAAACCAUUCCUUAUGAAAGAGGGGAUUUCUGUGAAGUAAUUCACAUGAUGGAGGAAACAUACAGGUGCUUGGAGUGUGGAAUGAACUUCUCAGAUCACUCCCAAUAUUGUAUGCAUUUGAGGAUGCAUCCUAGAAAGAAGACCCAUCAAUGUUUGGUGUGUGGAAAGAGCUUCAGGUGCAGAUCACAGCUCCUUGAGCACCAAAGAACCCACACAGGGGAGAAACCUUUUGAAUGCUCAGUGUGCGGAAAGAAAUUCAGUUGCAGUUCUGCUCUUCAUCAGCAUCAAAGAAUCCACACAGGUGAGAAACCCUUUGAAUGCUUAGAGUGUGGAAAGAAAUUCCGUCGGAGUGGUCAUCUUCAGGUGCAUCAAAGAAUCCACACAGGGGAAAAACCAUUUGAAUGCUCAGAGUGUGGAAAGAAAUUCUGUCUCAGUGGUGAUCUUCAGCUGCAUCAAAGAAUCCACACAGGGGAGAAACCUUUUGAAUGUUCAGAAUGUGGAAAGAGCUUCAACUGGAGUAGCAAUCUUCACCGGCAUCAAAGAACCCACACAGGGGAAAAACCUUUUGAAUGCUCAGAGUGUGGAAAGAAAUUUAGUCGAAAUCGGCAUCUUCAGCAGCAUCAAAGAAUCCACGCAGGAGAAAAACCAGGUUGCUACUCAGACUGUGGCCAGAUCCUCUCACAGAAAUCAGGCCUUCGUCAACAGCAGCAAAGGGUUCAUUCAGGAGAGGAGCCAUAUAAAUGCUUUCCAUGUGGAAAGUACUUCAGAUGCAAAUCAGAGCUUUUUGAGCAUCAAAGAACUCACACAGGGGAGAAACCUUUUGAAUGCUCAGAGUGUGGAAAGAAAUUCAACAGGAAUUAUGCUCUUCAGAGGCAUCAAAGAAUCCAUACAGGUGAGAAACCCUUUGAAUGCUCUGCAUGUGGGAAGAAAUUCAGUCGGAGUGGUCAUCUUCAGAUGCAUCAAAGAACCCACACAGGGGAGAAACCUUUAGAAUGCUCAAUGUGUGGAAAGAAAUUCUGUCACAGUUGUGAUCUUCAGCUGCAUCAAAGAAUCCACACAGGGGAGAAACCAUUUGAAUGUUCAGAAUGUGGGAAGAGCUUCAAUUGGAGUGGCAGUCUUCUGCGGCAUCAAAGAGCCCACACAGGGGAGAAACCUUUUGAAUGCUCAGUGUGUGGAAAGAAAUUCAAUCGGAGGGGCCAUCUUCUCCGGCAUCAAAGAACCCACACGGGGGAGAAACCUUUUGAAUGCUCAGUGUGCGGAAAGAAAUUCCGUCACAGUGACAGUCUUCCCCGGCAUCAAAGAACCCACACAGGGGAGAAACCUUUUGAAUGCUCAGUGUGUGGAAAGAAAUUCCGUCACAGAGACAGUCUUCAGCGGCAUCAAGAAGCCCACGCACGGGAGAAACCUUUUGAAUGCUCAGUGUGCAGAAAGAAAUUCAGUUACAGUUCUGCUCUUCAACGACAUCAAAGAAUCCACUUAUAGGAGAAACUUUUUGCAUGCUCACAGUGUGGGGGAAAAAUUCCGUUGGAGUGGCUGUCUUCAGCUGCAUCAAAGAAUCCACACGGGAGAAACCUUUUGAAUGUUCAGAAUGUGGAAAGACCCUCAACCGGAGUGGCAAUCUUCACCAGCAUAAAAAAAUCCACACCUUUUGAAUGCUCAAAGUUUAAACAGUGGUUCUCAAAUAAACGUUACCUUGUUAAGCACCAAGGAAUUCAUUCUGAAGGGAAACCUGGCUCUCUUUAGACUCGC